CACACACAGAUGCUGCUGCUGGGUCAGAGUUCCAUGCAGUCUAUUAAUAAUAACAGAGUCAGAGCUGCUAGGACGAGGAGGAGAAGCAGCGUGGGGAGGAAAUCCACACCAACAGCCUUUCAUUCUGCUGCUGGCAUGAACAUUUCGCCUCUUUAAGAAAAAAUACUCGUCUUUUUCGACCGCACAUAUUAUAGAUAUAUAUGUUAAUAUUUCCUGACGCCAUUGUCCGCUGCUGACACACUGGCUCUACUUUAUUACGCUGGUCCGUCUGCACACACUCCUGCUGCUGCUGCUGUUUGUUGUUGUUGUUGUUGGUAAACACGGAUCGGAUCCCGGCGGUGAAGACUUCCUCUGGUGCAUUGAUGCACCCGUUUCAGUGGUGUAACGGGUGCUUAUGUGGUCUGGGACUGGUUUAUGCCAACAAAUCGUGCACCAUGCCGCCCAUCACUUUCCAGGACCUUCCUCUGAACAUCUACAUGGUCAUCUUUGGGACGGGCAUCUUUGUCUUCAUCCUGAGUCUCAUCUUCUGCUGUUACUUCAUCAGCAAACUACGACAUCAAGCCCAGAGUGAGCGGUUUGGAUACAGAGAGGUAGUUUUAAAAGGAGAUCCAAAAAAGUUGAAUCUUCAUGGGCAGACAUGUGCCGUGUGUUUGGAGGACUUCAAAGUGAAAGAUGAGCUGGGAGUGUUGCCAUGCCAACAUGCUUUCCACAGGAGGUGUCUGGUAAAGUGGUUGGAGGUUCGCUGCGUCUGUCCAAUGUGUAACAAACCCAUAGCCGGUCCUCCCGAGCAGCACCACAGCAUAGGGACACUGCUGGAUGAACUGGUGUAACAAUCUCCACACACGCUGGCCAGGGCGGGACAAAGGAGUUCCAAGCCCAACCAGCUUAAGGAAUUCAUGAGCGACCAAAGGGGAGGGGGAAAUUGUUUUGCGGUUUAAAAAAAAACAACACAGCGAAACACCAACAUGGUGAUAUUCUGGGUAACCUAGUUACCAUCCAUGGGAAGACUGAAGGAUGCUGUUGCAUAGCAACCAUCUCCGAGAUGGCAGCACGGCACCUUGUGGCGUCUGAGAGAUUAUCUCCAGCCACCCACACAUCACUCCAUCACUUUCCUUCCAACGUCCCCCUCUCUCGUCCCAAUCCUUCACAUCUUCUCCUGCGGCCUGGAUCGAGGUUAAUGGUACCAGUGAACUGGAGGAGACACAGUUCCAUGUUUUCACAGCGAUGUGGACAAAUCAGUGUUAAAGGAUGAACGCGUGAUGUGAGACUGAUAUAAUGAUAUAAUACGAUGCCAGUAUUGUCUGUAUUCAUUGAAAUAAAGUUCAGUCGUGUGUGGACGGAAGUCAUACUAAAAUAAAAACACCUAAUUCUUUAUAAAAAAAAAAAAUAACAAUGAUUUAAUCAAGGGGCCAGGGGAGAAUAAAUAAUACUGUGAGGCUAGAGACAGUUAAACUGCUUCUAAUUAAAUUAAAUGUGCUUUUCUUCAAAAAACCAAACACUAAAUAAUGGUGGAAAAAGGUGGAUUUACACCUAACCAUACCUAAAUUAUUCAUAUUCCCGUGAAGAACCAGCUCAAGCUGUAGCAAAUGAAUCCAUUUUUCUGUCACAAUGCAGCGGAUACUGAGCGUAAAAUCCACGUGGGUGUCCACCUCUGCAGUAAUACCAUCUAUUUUCUCCACACUGUACAUGCUUCAUUUGCUUUAUUGGGUUUUUGUUUCGUUCUUCAAUGCAGUGUUUUAUGGUUCCGUCAUGUUUUAUUGUGUUCAUAUAAAUGGAGGGAACUGACUCAUUGCAUGUUGGUUUUCUUUAGUAGUUUUCUUUUAUUUAUUUUUUUUAAUUGCACUACUUUGAGUCCACUAAAAAAAGUUCCUUUGUUUCCGUCCACCUGAAAUAUUUUUGACUGCAGCUUGAAGGCACACAAUUGUUUUUUUCGGGUGUGGUGAAUAUUUCAUAAAAAAGCAAAAGAGAUGUUGAAAAGCUAAGGAGAAGCAGAUGUACGGACCCUCAGUGCACUGCUGUGAAUUCAUCCCCUCUGGGAAUCAUCUAAAUCUCACAAUUUUUGAGGCAUUUUUUUUAUGGUGACUCCGGUUUACAUGCCUUGUUUGUAGUUUUUGCUAUUUACAGUGAUUCAGAAAGCAAGACACUGCCGAAAUUGAGCACAAAAUACACAGCGCACACUGUCCACUUGACACUUGCACUGUAAUUAAAGGACAUACACACACACACACACACACACACACACACACACAGCAAUUUGUUAAAUUCACAUUCGUGUGCCAACAAAAAAAAAUCCUGUUUUUUGAAAAUGCUCACUCUGAUCGUGACCACAUUCCACAUUUUUGUAAUCUAACAGAUGUAAAUAACUUGGAACAAUAAUAAAUACGGUUGUCUGUUUUGUGCAGCAUCACUUUGUUUCUUAAAUUUCUACUCAUGUAUGUGGCGCCACCCACAGGUGAACAAAUGUGAAUAAAAUAUAGAAAGUA
Solea senegalensis (Senegalese sole) is the source of this 2483-nucleotide messenger RNA. RefSeq names its product ring finger protein 122 (gene rnf122). NCBI's taxonomy places the organism in Eukaryota, Metazoa, Chordata, Actinopteri, Pleuronectiformes, Soleidae. The record is from RefSeq and is a predicted model, not a curated record. Bases 363 to 830 code for a protein of 155 amino acids. The transcript is spliced from 6 exons.